UCUCCUCUCCCUCGGCUCUCUCCUCCGUCUCCCACCAGGGGAGCCCUUAGCGCCACAACCACCAUCGCUCUUGCUCUCUCUCUCUCUGUCUCUCUCUGUCUCUCUGCCCGUGGUGUCACAAUGUCGUCUGCGUGGAGCGGCUUCUCAGAGGAGGACCUGAGGCGAAUGAAGGGGCAGAGCGACACUCCAGCCGGACGCGACACCAACCGCAGCCGGCGGCACCUCCAGAAGGAUGGGCGCAGUGUGCGGCGAGGCGGGCAGACGGCUCGCCCAGAAGGGACCAGGCUCGGAGGGGAGGCUCGCGGCCCAGCACCUGAUCCGGAGCUCGCGGGAGCCAUGCUCGCACCCACGCGAGCACGCCCGGCUUCGACGCUGCACGAGGCUGCGAGCAAUGCCACACCGGUGGUUGCGACGAGGGCGCGUGAAAAGGAGGUGGUGACGGAGAAACUUGGUGAACCUCCUACCAAGGCCCAGCCCCGGGCGAGUGUGGAGACGACGCAAUGUGGGGGGAAACAAGUAGAGGUUAAGGAGCUAGAUAAGGAUGAGGUGGAGAGGAGGGAGCUCACGAAGUUGGAGAUGAUGCAACAGGAACAACAGCACAUGGAGGAGGAGAACAAGCGCAAGCGCAAUAUGCUGGCUUAUGCCAUCGCAGAGAGCGCUAAGCGCACGCAGGCCGAGUCGGCGAGGAUCUCCAGCGUCCGCAAGGAGCUCAACGAGCUGGACGGAGCGCUGAGCGGGGAUGUUGCGCUGCUGCGCAGCAAGAUCGAGGAGGCCUGCAUGGCGUACCACCACGCGCGCAAGCGCUACGAACGCGCGGAAGCGGAGUUCGUCGCCUCCAAGCUGGAGCUGCACCGGCUGGACGAGCGGCGCGAGCUGCUUGCCGAGCACCUGUGCGUGGUGAUCCGGCAGAGCGAGGCGCGCAAGGCGGAGCGGCUCGAGACACUCUUGAAGGCCCUGCACCUCGACAGCUCCGCGCCCCCGCCGGCCCUCGCAACGGCAGCGUUAGCGGACGCAGCGAAGGGGGUCAGGGGGGAGGGGGCAAAGGGGAUGGCGGCGGUGGCAGCCGAGUCGGCGACGGGCGAGGGGACGGUGGCGUCGGACGCGGAACUGGUCGCAGCCAAGGCGGAACGUGAGGCUGCGACAACCGGUGAGGCUGCGACAACCGGGGAGGCGGUGAAGGCGGCUGUGCCGACGGCCGGCGCAGGGGACUCGUCUGUUGACGUUGCCGUGGUCGCGUCGUCAAGCAGUUUGGUGGAGGGCGCAAGGCCACGGUCCGAAGUUACGGAGGUGAAGCAGCAAAUUGUCAAUGACAAUGGAGCAUCAACCACGGCGGUGUGAUGGGUGCAAGAGACCAAUGUUAACGCAACCCCGAGGUGUCUUAUAAAUGAAAGAGCAGCGCUCGAGUUAAGUGGACACGCUUUGGUGACUACAUUGGUGAAUUGAGAUCAUAAAUAGGGGGGAGAUAGCUUCGUAGUUGUCUUGAUUCGAUGCCAUUCAGCCUCCACACUCACGACUCGAAUGGUGUAAGGAUUGCAGUUAGGUUAUGUAUUGUAGACUUCAUUGUACUGGUGAGUGUUAGGGUGAAUCUUCGGGUAGUUUAAAUGAAGAACUCAACCAAUAAAGAAUAGUUAUUGUAUUACAUCUUCAAGACAAUGUCAAUUCACAGCAAUGUGGCAUGCAGUAUGCUUUGGAACAGGCAAAGCUAUUUGCACAUCAUAUAUUUAAAAAUCUACUUUCACUUUUUAAAUCCACGGGGACAAAUUGUUGUUUUUGUUUACAUUCAAAUAUAUAUAUUCUUAAAUACAUUUAUAUGACUUGCCAUCACCACCAAAUCCACCGCUGGUUGGCCCAGCCUCUACUCACCCCGCGGCUUUUCUUCACCUCCGCUCUGCUCCUUCCUCCCCCUCUUCAGUCUGUCGCUGCCACCGCACGCUCUCUUGGCCCUUUCUACCUCAUCAGCCCCAUGGCCUCCGUCCUCUGAUCGCUGUGCUCUCAAUCCCAUCAGCCCAGUACUCGGCCCCAUCUGCUUCAUGCUGUUAUCCCAAUAGCAUCAUUGGCUUCAUACUUUUGACCAUCUGCCUCAUGCACUUAGGUCUUGUGCACCCCAUGUCUUUGAGUCCCAUCAGCUCCAUACUCAAACGUAUUAUACUGGUAGGAACCUCCUGGUUACACCAGCCCACAGGGGAUUAUUCCGU
Messenger RNA from Lethenteron reissneri (Far Eastern brook lamprey), 2195 nucleotides. RefSeq names its product golgin, RAB6 interacting (gene GORAB). The record is from RefSeq and is a predicted model, not a curated record. Gene Ontology annotation, biological process: non-motile cilium assembly. Lineage: Eukaryota; Metazoa; Chordata; Hyperoartia; Petromyzontiformes; Petromyzontidae.